GUGCUAUAGAAAUUUCGGCCAUAGUAAGUGUUCCUGGACCUCUUUCGCAACACUCAUGAAGUGGGCUGGAGAGAGAACUCCUGAGAACUCCCAGUACCAUUCGAAUCGCGAUGCCUCCAGGACGCACUCUGUCGUCGAGAUGGCUAGGAAGGGUUUUCAACAUUGAGCGGAGGACUGCGCCGUCGGAACUGCCGCUCUAUCUCUGCCCAGCGUUUCGGUCGCUGUCGGUUGAGAAUGCAACUCUGCGCCGACAAUGUCGACCUCGCGCGCGGCCUAUACAACAACUAUGCCGACUACAUACCGAGGCCGCUGCUUCGGCCAGCACGGAAUCGGAACCCUUGAAAAUACAGCCUUCCAGGACGCUACCUCUCCAAUGCCACGGAUGCGGAGCCCUGUCGCAAACCGUCGCCCCGAACGAGGCCGGCUACUACAAUCUGUCGCGGAAAGCAAUCAAGAAAUACCUGGGUCUGUUAGAUGAAACGAAGGAACCGCCAGUUCCGAACACGGACAAAAUCGUGGAACAAGCCCUCCAGUCGGUCGACGUCGAAGCAUUGGAGCGACAGGGCAUCAGGUUGAAGGCUCUGCUGCCGGAGCGCUCCCCCGAAAGUGCCACAGAUGCCUCGGGAGCUGACAAGCCCCCCCUCUGCGAUCGUUGUCACAAUCUGAUCCAUCACUCUUCCGGCAACUCAAUCUAUCACCCAAGCCUCGAAUCUCUGCGGGACACGAUCGAGGAGACGCCCUACAAGCACAACCACGUGUACCACGUGUUAGACGCCGCCGACUUCCCCAUGUCGCUGCUUCCCAGACUUCACAGCUUGUUGCAUAUCCCGCUGCGGUCACAAAACCGCCGAGCGAAGCCGGUCAAGUUUCAGCACGGGAGGCUGAUGGAGAUGAGCUUCAUCAUCAGCAGAUCGGACCUCCUAGCGCCCAAGAAGGAGCAGGUCGACUCCCUAAUGCCCUACCUGAAGGAAACAUUACGGGAGGCACUCGGAAGGGUUGGUGGGCGCGUCAGACUCGGAAACGUGCACUGCGUCAGCGCAAAGAGGAGCUGGUGGACGAAGGAGCUCAAGGAGCAGAUCUGGAAGCGCGCCGGUGCCGGGUGGAUGGUGGGCAAGGCCAACGUGGGCAAGAGCCAGCUCUUCGAAGCCGUCUAUCCCAAGGGGAGGAUGGAUUGGGACGCGCCGAAGCCGCAAAUCUCGGUCAAGAUGUUCGCCAGGGAAGGACAUGCAAAACCAGACUCCUCCUCCUCCUCCUCGGAAGCAGACCCCUUCCUCAAACUCCUUCCCGACGCCCAGGUUCCGGAAUUUUCCCUGCUGCCACCCCCGCAGCCCGAGACCAACUACCCUCCCAUGCCCGUGGUCUCCCCCCUCCCGGGAACCACGGCGUCCCCGAUCCGGGUCCCCUUCGGGUCCGGGCGGGGCGAGCUCAUCGACCUCCCCGGCCUGGCGCGCAGCGACCUCGAGUACCACAUCAAGCCGGAGCACCGGGCCGACCUGAUCAUGAAGUCGCGCAUCACGCCCAAGCAGCAGGUCCUCAAGCCCGGCCAGUCGCUCCUGCUGGGCGGCUUCAUCCGCAUCACGCCGCGCAACACGCCCCCGCUCGACGACAACGGCCUCGUCUUCCUGGCGUACGGCUUCACGCCGCUGGACGCGCACGCGACGGCGACCGCGAAGGCCGUCGCGGUGCAGACGCAGGCCGAGGGCGCGCCCAACGUGCGCAACAUCUCGCUCCCCGGCACGGGCGCCAAGAUCGCGCACGCGGGCGCCUUCCAGCUGCGGUACGACGUCACCAAGGCCCGGACGGGCCCGCUCACGCGCAAGGAGGCGGUCGGCCUCAAGGUGGACCGGCUGCCGUACCGGGUGCUGGGGAUCGACAUCCUGGUGGAAGGGGUCGGCUGGGUCGAGGUGGCGGUGCAGGUGAGGACGAAGCACCUGUUCCCCAAGGAAGGGGAGAAGGAGGGCUCGGGAUCGGGAGAAGGCGGGGAGGAGCAGCAGCCGCUGCAGACGCUGGAUCUGCGGCCGGAGCCGGUCAACGCGGCGAAGAAUGACAAGAACAAGAAGAAGAAGACGAAGGGCGGCAAGACGGGGGAGGAUCAGGACGGAGAGGGAGUGCCGGAACCGAGGUGGCCGGUGAUUGAUGUGUACAGCCCGGAGGGCAAGUUCAUCGGGUACCGGGCGCCGAUGAACGCGUGGGUGCUGAACAAGCCGAAGAAAGAGACGAAGUCGAGGCCGAGGAAGAGCAUGAAGGGCGUGAAGAAGUUGACGAAGAAGAUGAAGAGGGAGAGGGAGGCAGAGAGUGCCGGGGGAGAAGGAGAAUGAAUGAUGAGAGAGAGUUGUGAGAGGAGUGUUGGCAUAGUCGGAGGCAGUGUACGAUGAUAAUAGCCUGUAUUAUACUUGUACGACAUAUAUCAUGAUCGGUUCGGACAAAUCAUACAUCCUUGAUACCCAACAAGUUGAUUCGAAAUAUGAUAUUCGGCGACUGUUGGAGAGGAGGGUAUAAUUUCCGCUGAGAAUAAGCCCA
Messenger RNA from Thermothelomyces thermophilus ATCC 42464, 2520 nucleotides. RefSeq lists its product as uncharacterized. The transcript has a single exon. The record is from RefSeq and is a predicted model, not a curated record. Lineage: Eukaryota; Fungi; Ascomycota; Sordariomycetes; Sordariales; Chaetomiaceae. Bases 111 to 2318 code for a protein of 735 amino acids. Gene Ontology annotation, cellular component: mitochondrion.